AUUUGUUUGAUUCGUCAAUGAAACAUCUUAUUUUCAGAUAGAAUGCAAUGUCUUCUAUAGCUAAGAGAGGAGCAAACUAUCUUUACGGAAAGCUACUCAAGCCUUUGGCCAUCGGUUCAAUAAAGUUCGGUAUUGGAGCUGGACUAUACUAUAAUUUUGAUCAGAAGGUUGGUUGUUUAAGAACUGUCAAUGGACCUUCUAUGUCACCAACCCUUAAUCCACAAUUAAAGAAUUAUUAUAGUGGUAUUCGUACUGGCAGGUUGGAUAUUUCGAAUGAGCUAGUUUUUAUUUCAAGAAAUCUUCAGAAGUUGGAGAGAGGUGAUAUUGUACUAUUGGACCGGCCCAACAGAGACAAUGACAGGUUGGUGAAAAGGGUUGUAGCCGUCGAAGGAGAUACAAUUACACCCUUUGGAGUUGGAUCUACUGUCCGGGCCCCUGUUAAACUAGGACCCGGAGAGGUUUGGGUUGAGUCUGACGGUGGACCUGGAUAUCUGGGUAGUUCAGUCUUUGGUUCUGUUCCUAUCAGUUGUAUCAAGGGAAUAGCGAAAGCUGCUAUUUGCAUUGGUGCAACCUCCGACAGUUAUUUUUUCUUUAGAUUCCUUGCUCAAGAGAUACCUGCUCACGUACAGCCUAACUUGGUAAUCAAUCGACCAAUACCAACUGUUCAAGAAGAAACCGUCCCUGUGGCUUAAAAACUUGACUAUC
Messenger RNA from Eurytemora carolleeae, 705 nucleotides. Its product is annotated as mitochondrial inner membrane protease subunit 2. The record is from RefSeq and is a predicted model, not a curated record. Gene Ontology annotation, biological process: mitochondrial respiratory chain complex assembly. Gene Ontology annotation, cellular component: mitochondrial inner membrane peptidase complex. The transcript is spliced from 9 exons. Gene Ontology annotation, molecular function: serine-type endopeptidase activity. Bases 48 to 692 code for a protein of 214 amino acids. NCBI's taxonomy places the organism in Eukaryota, Metazoa, Arthropoda, Copepoda, Calanoida, Temoridae.